AUGCGCCUCGAGGCUUUGUCAGAUGGUGAUGCACACGCGCGCGGCAACCUCGUCACCGGAUCGAUGUUGUGUGAGCGAAGUACUUCGUAUCGAGUGAGAGACGACACGACGGGCCCGUCCACGACUUCUCGAAUUCACGCUCCCUUGACGGCAGUUAGGAUGUUGGUUGUGACGAGAUGGGAGACUACUCCAUGUUUAUUGCACAUAUUGUCUACGAAUCCAACAAAGGAGAUCAAAAAAUCACGGCCUGCGAAUCGACCAAGAACCCUAGCGCCGUCCCAAUCCCCGGUCAACACCUCAACUCCAAAACUCCUGUCCCUACUCCGCCCAAGAUUAGACACUGUCCUUAUCUGA
This is a messenger RNA of Purpureocillium lilacinum, 354 nucleotides long. Lineage: Eukaryota; Fungi; Ascomycota; Sordariomycetes; Hypocreales; Ophiocordycipitaceae. The record is from RefSeq and is a predicted model, not a curated record.